GGCUCUCUUCCUCUCCUCGUCUCUCUCCAGCUCUCGCCAAACCAGACCAGACCAACCCACCCACUGGACCUGACCGUGCCUGCUUCGUCCAGCCCUGGCUCUCGCGAUCCACUCCUCUCGAGCUCGACGGAAUCCCGGGGGGAGAGAGAGGGAGAACAGCAGCCGGCCGGCCGCAGAGGGCAACAGCUGCCUAACAACCCGCCACCCGCAGGCAGGCAGGAAGCGGCGGGGGGAUGGGGCAGGCUAUUCGCAAGCUCUUCGAUUCCUUCUUCUCCACCAGAGAGAUGAGGGUUGUGAUGCUUGGUUUGGAUGCAGCUGGUAAAACAACAAUAUUGUACAGGCUGCACAUGGGAGAGGUUCUUUCAACAGUCCCUACAGUGGGUUUUAAUGUGGAGAAAGUUCAGUAUAAGAAUGUAGUAUUCACUGUGUGGGAUGUUGGGGGCCAAGAAAAACUCAGGUCUCUGUGGAAGAUGUACCUCAGUAAUUCUGAUGCACUGAUAUAUGUCGUUGAUUCUUUGGACAGAGAAAGGAUUGGAGACGCAAGACAGGAAUUUCAGACUAUUAUCAAGGACCCUUUGAUGGCAAACAGCAUAAUCUUAGUAUUUGCAAACAAGCAAGACCUGAGAGGUGCAAUGAGCACAGAUGAGGUUAGCGAAGGACUGGGAUUGCAUGAUCUCAGGAACAGAAUAUGGCACAUACAGGGGACCUGCGCACUACGUGGUGAGGGCCUGUAUGAUGGUCUUGACUGGCUUGCAUCCACCCUGAAGCAGCUGCAAGAAUCAGGCCAUGCAACUUCAGUUGCUGGCCCUUCCAUCUAACUCAACAGAAGUGACCUCGGUGUCUCAACCAACUGGCGCCUCAUCUGCAAUGGCCUGUUGAUCUGCUAAGUGCUCCCACGGGAAUAUGCUCCAGAGCAAAAGGCAUUCCUUUGGUGUGGCUGUCCAGUGCCCGCAGAUGGAAUUCGUUUGCUUCAUAUGAGCCAAUUCACGCAGCAGGAAUUCACAUGCCUUUCUUCCUAGAUGUUUGUAAAGCCUUAGAUGAGAGGAUGUUAUGUGUAUCAACGUUGAUCUUGUCUUGUGUGUAUACUUGAGGGCAGGUGCACGUGGUUUCUUUUGGUGAGUGAUUGUUUGUCAAUAAAAAUUUGCUUUGUGAUUCUAGCA
Panicum hallii is the source of this 1160-nucleotide messenger RNA. Its product is annotated as ADP-ribosylation factor 1-like 2. The coding region runs from base 234 to 818 and encodes 194 amino acids. The record is from RefSeq and is a predicted model, not a curated record. Gene Ontology annotation, molecular function: GTPase activity; GTP binding. The transcript is spliced from 7 exons. Gene Ontology annotation, cellular component: cytoplasm. Gene Ontology annotation, biological process: intracellular protein transport; vesicle-mediated transport. Lineage: Eukaryota; Viridiplantae; Streptophyta; Magnoliopsida; Poales; Poaceae.